UUUAAUGCUUAUACAAAACAUUUGGAAGACAAAAUUAACAAACUUAAAGAUUCCAUCGCUAGACUGGAAGAGCAGCAUCGAGGAGCCGAGAAUGAGUUGGCGAAAAUAGAAGAAGAAAAGGCCGAAAUUCAACAAAAAGUUGAUAAUCAACCAAUAUCUCCUGACGAUGUCGAAAGGAUGCACAAAGAAAGUGAGCAAAUAACCAAUAACCGCAAUUCUAUUGCUGCGAAAAUGAAAGAAUUGGCCAAACUGCAAUGGGAAAAAGGUUUAGAGUUAGAGAAAAAGAUAGCCGAGAUUGAAAAGCAAAUUCAGUAUUAUAACACUAGUCUUUAUCGUGUUGGCUUACUUCCGUCAACUGCGCAGUAUGCUGAUGGGAAAGAUUAUGAACUGUCUUUGGACACGGACGCAGAUCGUAUUGAUAAAGUGAUUUCUUUGGAUCUAAGGAAUUUUGUCAGGGUCAAGCUAUCGGAGGUUCGGGAAAAUUUUAACUGUGAAUAUGAUAAAAUCCAAGAACAAAUGAAUCAAAUCAGCGAGGAGAUUCAUCGUCUUGGUGACGAUAUUGCAGAAAAGGAAAUGGAUUUGAAAACAUUGGAUGAGAAUAAAAACAUACUCGCACAACAAUUUGAAGAAAUCAAACAGCUCGAACAAGGGGAAGCCGACUCGUUAGCCAAACGCUGCGCGAACUUUGAGCAGAGGGUGUGCCAAUUACGAUCAGAGGGCGCAUCUGUUUAUGUCGAAUGGAAACAGAAACGUCAAGAAAUUCAAAUCCAGUUUGAUCGUUGUCAACAAGAAUAUAACUCUGCACGAGAAGCGACAUACAACGAGUUCGAUCAGAUCAGGAAUGAACAACUUAGAAGUCUUCAACAUAUUUCCAGUGUCUUGGCCGAUUUAAAGAGACUGUCAGAAAAUGAAUUGAAUGCUGAAUAUUGA
Acaulospora colombiana is the source of this 930-nucleotide messenger RNA. The record is from the annotation of a GenBank genome assembly. Lineage: Eukaryota; Fungi; Glomeromycota; Glomeromycetes; Diversisporales; Acaulosporaceae.